AUGGCAGUGGCCGCCUUGGCUCGGCUAGGACUGGCCGUCAAGGAGGUUCGGGUUCAGUUCUGCCCCUUUGAGAACAAUGUGGAGUCUACGAGGACCUUCCUCCAGGCGGUGAGCCGCGAGAAGGUCCGCGCCACCAACUUGAAAUGCUCCGUGAUUGUGGAUGUUAGGCACGACGGCUCCGAACGCUGCGUGGAUAUGCUUUUCGGAGAUGCGCACGGCUUGAUUAUGCGCGGCGCCCACUUCACCGCCCAAGAAACGCUCGCUGCCUUCGCCUCCCACGUCCAGGCCCGGAGCGCAGCGGGGAGCGGGGAGCACCGUGGCGCUGAUGCGGGCCGCUGACAGCGUGUAAGAGGCCAACGAGCAGAUGCUAGCCUGGGCCUUAGAGAACACUUAUCCACGAAAAGCUCAACUUAAUCACCCAGAUCACUGUCUGGAGGCCGCAGACACAAUCCCCACCCCCCAAAGAGCCCUAUGACUACACAUCUAACCAGCGCUUCUGGCAUGAGACGAUCCGGGAAGGGCCUAGACAAACUUGAAUUUAUUUCAUUUUCUCACCAUCGCUCACGCUUAACCGUUUUGAAUUUGGCUUCCCCCACCACUCACUCAAGUAUGACACCUCUUAUUCUUAUUAGCUAAAUCCAGUGCUGUUUUCUCAGCCCUGAGCUCUCCACCUAAGUAGCAUUUUCCACUUUUAACUCAUUCCCUAUGGAACGUCUCUUUCUUUUCCUUCUCUUAAACAUAAAGAUAAACUACCCCCCCCCUUUAUUUUUUGGGUAUCUCAUCUUCUGUGAUAACUUGAACUACCCUUUUGUUAAACCAUGCAUUUCUGUUUGGGUCUAAUAUUAAUUUCUGUGCUACAGUCAGGUUACCUACUAUCAAUUUUCUCCGAAUCUUACAAACAUUCUUGUUCAAAAUAGAAUUGAUAAUCUUACAUACACAUAUACUUGCCUCUCCCUGACUUCCCCAUUCCUUUUACAGGCACUCCAUGUGCACAGCCACCGGGGCUGGAAGUCACAGCAUUGUCUGGCUCUGCUGUCUCCUUUGCCUUGCACACCCAGUCAGUAAGUUCAUAUUACUCUGUGUUAAACAAAAGCCCCUGAAAUGCUCUCUUCAUUCCCAUUCACUCUCCUGUAUUAUUGUUACAUUCUCCUUUCUUUUCUCAUCACUUUUGCUGCUGCUUAGUUUUAUCUUCCAAAGCACAUCACUGGUUAUGUCUCACUACUGCUUGUUUCAGAGAACAGCACCUAAAGUACUUUUCAUACAGUUACCACCCAUUCGUGUGGAUCGUGAAUCAAUUUAGGAGGUUAAAUCAGCCUUUAGUAAAGUAAAUUAGAAUAAAAAGUAUCAGUGCAUGCAUGGCACAUGAAA
Messenger RNA from Myotis davidii, 1368 nucleotides. RefSeq names its product 39S ribosomal protein L53, mitochondrial-like. NCBI's taxonomy places the organism in Eukaryota, Metazoa, Chordata, Mammalia, Chiroptera, Vespertilionidae. Gene Ontology annotation, cellular component: mitochondrial large ribosomal subunit. The record is from RefSeq and is a predicted model, not a curated record.